Chanos chanos (milkfish) is the source of this 4136-nucleotide messenger RNA. RefSeq names its product cracd like a (gene cracdla). Lineage: Eukaryota; Metazoa; Chordata; Actinopteri; Gonorynchiformes; Chanidae. Bases 237 to 3956 code for a protein of 1239 amino acids. The record is from RefSeq and is a predicted model, not a curated record. The transcript is spliced from 12 exons.
AGGUGAAGAUAGGCUAGUUGACGGAGGACAGCAGAGUUUGAAGAUGUCUGGUCUGUCAUCUGUAUGUCUUCUAAUUUGACGUUCAAAUAACCGUAUGGUUUUGGACAAUGAAAACCAAUACUUUUCGAUUUUGGUUUGUAUAAGAAGAGCCCACACUGAGGAAAACAGCCGGUUGACCAAUUGGUGGAGCAGCAAGCGGGUCAGGAAGAGUGUUUAAACAAGAGUGCAGGGGUGGUAUGGAAGCCACGGGAGAGACUGAGGGUGGAAGCUAUGAAGACCUAACAGGGAUCACAGAGAAGAAGAGGCCCAAGCUGAGGAUCGUGAGGUCACGUCUGUCGGCAAAGAUCCAGAAAAAAGAUGAGGCAGGAGAUAUGAAGCAGAGCCAGUCAGCCAGUGACGUUACAUUCAGUUGGAAUGAACAUCUGAACAUUGGAGAUAUUCUUUCCCAGGGCAUGCUUGGAGCUAGAGCAUUGUCACAUGACAGUAUUUUCCAGUCAGACCCAGAGCCGCCAAGGCUCCUAUCCCAGGAGAACAGUCAUGGUCGGAUCCGAGCUCUACAGAUGAAACUCCAGCAGCAGAAUAUGCGGCUAGGCCCGCCCCCUAUGGUUUUGCCCAUAAAGCGGCCUGAGGACCCAGGCGGAAGUUCAGAGGAUGAUGGACUUCCACACAGUCCCCCUGAAAACUCUCAGGGUGAAGGUGUACGGCCAGCCUCAUCCAAUAAGCCCUUUGGGGUGACUGGAAGCUUUUACCCAUUCUCCAUCCCUCUCAGAAACCAUAGCUCUCUGAGUUUAGCUGGAGCAGGAAGUGAAGAGGAUGAACAGCCUCUCUCUCCUAGACUCAACAGUCACAUGCCCAUUUCCACCUCAACUGAGCCCCCUGGGGUUGACUUCAGCUCCCCUCCUCAGAUCACCCCUUGCCUUGAUAAUUCUGCAGCUCGUCACCGUAUGUCCGUUAAACCCAGGAACCAGAGGGCCAGCGCCAAAAUGAGAAGGUUUCCUACUUUGUCUACCAGUCGGCCACGUUCAGAGAGCGUGAACCACCUGACAGGCCCUCUGACUGAGAAGCCGGAAGAAGAAGUCCGUGCAACCAAGGAGAUGACCUACAUCUCUUCUUUCUCCUCCGAAGUUUUACAGCCCGUGGAAAAGUUUACUUCUCCUCCAGCCAGGAAUGCCCCCCCAGCUUCACCCCGAAAGACUCAGGAGGGCACUGGAGGUGCCCAGAAAGCUCAAGCACAAAGACAGUCUUCCCAGCAGCCUGAGCAGGAAGAGGCAGAUCGACAGACCACCUUCACCAAAUUGGGACUCCCUCAGCACCUGACAGUUAAGCAGGAGACACCGAGUUGGGCCACAGUGUCCGUCCCUAAGACUCGAACCGCAUCUGUCAAUCGCCCCGCUCCUGAUGCUGAACUUGACUCCGUAGAAGCAGUCACUGCCAAAGCCCCAAGCUCACCCUCCCCAAAGAGUAUGAAAACCAGAGAAACUAUCAGAGAUAUUUCUAGUGAUUCCACAUCAAAAAGUGCUCAAGAAAAUAUUGUACUGCCUGCAAGACCCAUGGGUUUGACUUCCAGACAACAGCUGAAUGUGAAACAGGGAGAACUUGAUGAACCACUUAUCCUCAACAUCGAGAGCAAGGAUAUGGUCCAGGGGCAAUCUGCAACCCUCCAUGCAAAGAAUUGCUUAAAUGACCAACAGUUGGCACCCUCACGAGUGUCAGCUGAUCUAGCUUCUGUGGUAACUCUGAGAGCAGCAAAUCUUCGAAGACAUCCAUUUUCCACACAAGAUGUAUCAGAAGUGGAGCGUGGAUGGCAAAGUACCACAGCAUCACCCACCAGACAGGUGGAUCAGCCACAGGCAGAAUCCCUCAAACAGCAAAGGCAAGUAGCCAGGUCCUCCCAGCCUUCCAUAUCAUCUAAUCUACAACAAGAUCAGCCAAGAACUGAGGGUAUCUUGGGAGGGUUAGAGAAAACAGAGGCAAGAAAGGAGGCUGUUCCUUGGGCCAGAGGUCCCUUAGGUCAAGCCGAGAGCCAAAGGGUGGGAGUCACAGGAAAAGAUCACCACUCUUCUCCAUUGUCAGAGGCACCCAGAUUGGAAAUGGUAUCUAAAACCAAAUCCAAUGUACCAUCUGCACCAACCAAACCAAGAGAACUACUACCCAACUCCGUAACAGCCCAAGGGAGAGAGGACGAUCAAGGAAACGAAACCCAGGAGAUGGGGGUGGAGGCCACAGAAGAGGAGGUCCAGGAAGGAGUGGAGGAGGCAGAAGAAGCAAAUGAGGAGCUGAAAGGAAACGAGUUGGAUGAGGAGGAGAAGGAGAAAGGGGGAGGGAACGCUUUUGGAGUGAAGCUGCGCUCCACCUCUCUCUGCCUCAAGUACCGCUCGGAUUUGGCCCAGUCUGAGCUCAAAGUCAAAAGGCACAGCGCUGAGAUUGGGGCACUGACCCCGCCCUUGGCCCCCUUACCUGCUUCAUCCCAUUCCGGAGUAUCUGAAGAGCAACUGGACACCACCCCAAGCCCCCAGAGAGGAAGAUCAGUGGAGUCUAUGCUUAACAAGCCUCUUUCCCAUACUGGUUUGUCCCCCAUGCCGCCCUCUGCUCAAAUGUCCAGUUCUUCACCCAAACGGACUGGCAGGGACAGGGAGUGGCUUGAGUCCUUCAGACAGGCAGAUAAAGCUCCUCCAACACAACCUGAAUUCUUACCCGAUAAGGGUAUUCGUCCUACGCCUUUGCCACAAAUGCCCGUUCCCCCUAAAGAGAAUAUAGCAGCAUCCGCUCCUUUUUCUAAAGAGCCUCAGGACUCUACGUCUGAGGUGUCCUGGAUGAGUGUGGCCAGAGAAAAGACCAAGAGUCUACAACAACUCUUUACCAGCAGGCUGCCUGAAUUCACCGGUCUGCAGAUGGCUACGCGGCCCACGGCCACAACCGCUAGCCAAUCCCCACCCGCACAGCCUGCUAUGAGACCAGUACAGUCCACUGCAUAUCCACCGGCAGCCCUCCACUCGACCACGCAACCCUCUUUUAAGCCGACACUGUCCACCCCAAACCAAACUUUAGCUGCGAGACCAGCACAACCAACCACAGAGACCCAAAUGUCCUCAAGAGCAGCACAGAUAAGCUGCAGUCAACCAGAAACAGCACAGUCCAAUGCCAAACAAGGGCAGCUGACCACUAAUAAAACUUCAGUCUCUCAGCUCACUUCACGACAAGCACAGUCAAUAACUUACCCAAUGCCCACUCAUCAAGACAUUCAAAAAAGUCAGACAGCAAAGCAUCAAUUAGCACAAACCUCCACUCACCAGACACAACCCUUUACACAGUCUUCACCCCUCAACUUAACACAAGUCCCACCACAGACUGUGCUACAUUCGGUUCAAUCCACAAUUCCCCCGCAGCUCUCGUCAAGCCCAAAGUUCACGUAUAACCAAGUUCUUCAGAAUACCCCGCAGAUCUUCCCACAAACAACUCCACCCGCCAUAGAGUACAGACUUCACAGGAGGGAUGACAGGCCCUCCAGUGACCCAGUCAGAGCAGAACAAGGAGAAAGGGAGAAAGGAAAUGGAAAAGCCUCACAGAAAGGCAGGGUGCCGUGGGCUGCCGAGACUGGGAGCAGAGCUACCCACAUGGAGAACUUGGCAGACAGGGCACCUAUGGGGACCAAGGUUGAGGAGCCGAAAGCAACAUCUGAAGCUCGAAUUACAGCUCAGUCCACAUCUCCAUUUCAAACCAUAUUUAGUAACAGAUGCGCAAAUGUGGAAGGGGCGAGAGCUAGUACAACAAUCUCAGCUGCUGUACCUACGAGGCUCGUGGACAGAGAGGACAGAUGGCAGAGGAAGACAGGGCCACCAUCUUCCUCACCCUUAUCAUCAUCACCUCUCCCAUCCAACAGUGACGGAGGCCAGCCGUCUUGGAUGGAGCUUGCGAAGAGGAAGUCCCUUGCAUGGAGUGAUAAAUCUAUGGAUUAAGAGGCAGGCAUAGUGUAGGAAGAGAGGGUGUGUGACUCUCAGAUUUUGAUCCCUCUCCUAACAUUGUCUUGUUAACUCAGAAAUAUUGUUUAUCUGAACUAUAAUUUAAUGAUGUUUGAGUUUAUCUGUCAAAGGAUGUGAUUUUUAUCAAAGUGUUUAUGAAAAUUAUCGAUUUGUUUA